Messenger RNA from Rosa rugosa (rugosa rose), 1026 nucleotides. RefSeq lists its product as uncharacterized. The transcript has 3 exons. Lineage: Eukaryota; Viridiplantae; Streptophyta; Magnoliopsida; Rosales; Rosaceae. The coding region runs from base 515 to 850 and encodes 111 amino acids. The record is from RefSeq and is a predicted model, not a curated record.
AGUUCUUGAAAAUUAAUUCUAGUUCUCAUAUUGGAAGAGAAAACAGAUGGCUCGUAUUGGGGGAAAGGGUAGUGGGGAUGCAGAUGGCUGCAAGUUCGCCCCAUAGAUGCACACUGCAAGUUCUUCUUUUUCUUUCUUUUUUUCCAGUUACUAUUAGUUGUUUAAUGAAAGGGGCAAAUCUGGAAAUUAGACAAAUGUUUGUUAGGGCUGGGUGUAUAAAGAUUUUUGCUGGGUACAUUUAGGAACACCCAAAAACAAACGGAACCAAAUCCAGUCGGCCUCUCCAGUUCUUCAGACUACACAAUCCCCUCUACACAAUUCGCUCUCUUCUGGAGCCAAUUUUGAACUGAGAUUCUCAAAGAUCAUGUAUUGCCUUAGAUGUGAGAGAGACAAAGGAUCUUUGAGGAAGCUGGUUGUGAGGAGGUGAUUUAGCUAUCAGAUAGGCCCAUAGGGUUUCAUCUGGGUAUCAGUCUCUUCAGAGUUUAGAGAUUACUCUUUUCAGGCCAUUAAGUGAAUGCAGCUGCUACUUGGUGCUUGGUUUGUUUCUGUUUUAGUGUUUGGGAGUUUGAUGCAGGACAGAGCAAGGGUGGUUGCGUAUUGUUGCGGUUCUCCAAACAUGGGAAACAAGCCUGCAAAACAGGAAAGGGAAGAAAUCUUCUUGAAAGUUGUUCCUCCACUGGAUCGUGCAUAUGUUAGGUGGCUUGCUCGAGAUCUUGAGAGGAUACACGGCUUCACACCAGCAAACCCUCGUGCAGUGAAGCCCCCAGAUCAUUAUAUCGAGUACAUGCGCUUGAAUGGGUGGUUAGAUGUGGACUUGAGUGAUCCUGAUCUAGCCCAUUUAUUCAAGUAGAUGAUGGUGGUGUACUUAUCAAUAGAUUUGAAGGAGAAAGACACAGAGUUUUCCUUUGAACCUAACAAGUAAUGACUGUUUAGUAAUUUGCAUUGGAAUCUGAGUAUAUACCACGCAUUUGUAUGGUGGUAAAAUUUUUAUUUGAAUGAAGCAUCUCGAGCCAUCAAUUCAUGUUA